Messenger RNA from Dromaius novaehollandiae (emu), 3999 nucleotides. It is a transcript of the gene ZNF541, whose product is annotated as zinc finger protein 541. The coding region runs from base 1 to 3999 and encodes 1332 amino acids. Gene Ontology annotation, cellular component: transcription regulator complex; histone deacetylase complex. Lineage: Eukaryota; Metazoa; Chordata; Aves; Casuariiformes; Dromaiidae. Gene Ontology annotation, molecular function: transcription corepressor activity. The transcript is spliced from 15 exons. The record is from RefSeq and is a predicted model, not a curated record. Gene Ontology annotation, biological process: negative regulation of DNA-templated transcription; regulation of transcription by RNA polymerase II.
AUGGACCAGUACCGCUUCGGCGACGAGAACGCCGUUCAUUCGGAGACGCAGCUUUCUGGAUUUUCGGAUUCUCAGGGGCUGAACUGCAGUGACGCUCUCAACCACGACUUAUGUCUAAAUGCGAGGGAGAUGACAUACGCAGGCCUGAGCGGCUUAGAUAUGGUCCCGGGCCUUUCAGCUGCAGAUAUGGCCAGUGAUGCUUUGGAGGCCAAUGUAAAUGGACUCUCCUUGUAUUCAGUGAAGGACUGUGAUUCCGUUAAGCUCCUUGAUGAGUCUGACUCUGACUCACAGCCUUCUCUGCGUGAACUGGGGCUUCCCAUGCUCACAGGAUCUAAGGAAGUCGAACAAGGAGGCAGAGCCAAUUCUGGUCUCGCAAGGAAAAGGAAGCAUCAGCACAGCUCUCCUAAAACCCCGUUCCUGCAUUGCAGCCUCUGUGGGAAGGUGUUCAGCAGUGCCAGCUCUCUCAGCAAACAUUACCUGACUCACAGCCAGGAACGGAAACACGUCUGUAGAAUCUGCAGCAAAGCUUUUAAACGGCAGGACCACCUGAAUGGGCACAUGUUGACACAUCAGAAAACAAAACCUUUUGUGUGCUUAGAAAAAGGCUGCACUAAGAGUUACUGCGAUCACCGUUCGCUGCGCCGGCACUACGAAGUGCAGCAUGGCUUGUGCGUCUUGAAGGAGGCUCCUGAUGAAGACGGCGGUGACGAAUCGCUGCUUCCUCACAAGGCGCUUAUCCAGGCAGGACAAGGCGGCGUGAGGCCUACGGAAAGACUGACUGUGCACUCGGAGUCCAAGUCGGAUUCUUCUCCCCCCAACAGAGACCUGCUAAGAUGCAUCGUGAACAACUUUGUAAAUCAGAAGCUUCCAUCAGCUACGCUGUCCUCUGCAGAGCACACAAAUACUGAUUUAACAGACUCGUGGCCGCCCUGUUCCUCCUCAGCCAGCCAGGUCUCUUGCGUUGCUUCGAACAGUAGUGGGCUUGUCGAGGCCGCGGGUGAUGAUAUAGCGAAAGAUCACCUUCCUUGCCAAAAGAGUGCUGCUGCUUCCAACGUGUAUGCCAUAAUAAAUCCUGGUAAUGUGUCUGUAAUCGCACCAGGCGAGAACAUAGUUACAAAUUUAACUGAUAGAUCUUUGAUUCCAGAGCCACAGUUCCCCCUGGAGCCCGCAAGGCUCGAGUAUUGUCCUAGCAGUGCUCUACCUUGUUUUCCGAUAUUCAGAGGGCAGAAGACUUCUCAAACAAACUCUCACCAGUCAAGCGGUAACUUUCAGUGGAUGAGAAAUGUGCCAGUUUGUGCUAAAAACAAAAGGAAUAGUGUCUGUGUUGCUCACAAGCCAUCUCUCGUAGCUCAGGAUGUUUCAGAGGGGUUAGCUGGACCUUCCCACGCAUUCUCAGCCUUUCCACAGACAUACGAGUGUCCGGACACUUUAUCAUUCACUGUUGCACCUUUUAAAGCAGAAGAGGAAGCCUUGGGUGACUCAGCGCUUAGUUGUUCUGAGGAAGCCUUUAGGUCAGCGAGAAGCCACGACUCUCAUCCAUGGGAGAGCUGCGGGGAGUCGAGUUUUCAGGACACGCAGAAGCAGAGUGUGUUCCAGAAUGAGAGCAGCCCCUUAGUGAGGCAGCUUUUCGUGAAAUCCCAGGAGUCUGUGGUGAGCCAGGACCUGUUUCACAUGAUAACCAAAUCUCAGCACAUCCUGUCUCAUGCCCAAAUGGCUCCAUCCCAGCUGGUGACUUCUGAGGCUAAACACGUGGCACCAAAACCACUCCAAGCAGUAUUUCAGCAGCCACCUCACUUGACUCACCAUCUUCCAGAGCCAACAGAACAUGAAGGGUCUUCCACAUUCCUGCAGAAGAGCAUAACCCAGUUUCAGAAGGACAUUUUAUCAGAUAAUGAGAAAAGAGGACAGCAAACAGUCCCUGCUUUUCAGUCCCUUCAGCCAGGAUCCUUGAAAGAAUGUAUAGGAUUGAAAGAUGCCUCUGUUCCUAGUCAAGUACAGCCUGCGGUGCAUGACAACGCCAUGGGAUGCCAUUCGUACGGGAAGUCAAAUCAGCUAGAGAGCAAGACUUCUGUAUCUAACAGAAAAGAGAAAAGUAAAGGUCGUAGCAAAGAAACGAGUGGAAAAACACAGAUGGGCGCUGGUAGAUCCCGACGUUUGCCUGGUAUCCGUAAAGAAAAGCUGAGGUUUGACGUGACUUGCACGGCCUCCCCGAGUCAAGUAGCUAUGGCGUCCUUCUCGUCGUCUGGCGCUUCACCUGUGCCUGCGUUCAGGGAGAAGCCCAGGCUGACCAUUUUCAAUAGGAUUCAAGGUGGAAAUAUCUACAGCCUUACUAACACAGUAAAGGAAGAAAGUUUGUCAGCUGGAUGUAAUAAGACCAGUGAUGUUCCUACAGAUGGAGGCAAAUAUGAAAGUGGUUUUCUUUGCAAGAACUGCAGUCAGCUGUUUUAUACUGAGAAAGGUCUGGAGAGCCAUAUGUGUUUUCACAGUGAACAGUGGUAUUCACCAGAAAGGAAGGAGGAACAGCAGGUGCACAAUGCAGAAAAUGUAAAUGCUCAGAAACUGCUGCUCCAGCCAAGAGGAGAUGGAAGCAGUCCCUCAAAACCUGAGAUGCGUUUAGAAGAUCUAACAGUGGCUCCUUUGGUGAUUCCUGUCUCAGUACCUGUGACGGCUACAAACCCCCAAGCAGGCAAUGAAGUUAAUGAAAACGAAAGCCAGGAUGCGAAGGACCUCAAAGAAAGCUUGCACCAAAAAAAGAGAAAGAGGCAAACUCGGCCAAAGUCUCUUUUUAUCCCACCUCCACCUUCUUUUGAAGUCCAGCCGGGGACGGGAGGAUGUUACCAAAGUAAUCUUCGUUCACCUGUGUUCCUGGUUGAUCAUCUCCUGAGAGACUUGUUCCAGUGCUCUCCUUACACCCCACCUCCAAUGCUCAGCCCGAUACGGGAAGGAUCAGGGCUUUAUUUCAGCACUCUCUGCUCUUCCGCUAAUGGUGAUCCCAACCAGCUGUUCAGUACUGUAUUAGACAGAACGGACAGAGACUUUGGAUUUUGUCUUGUGAAGGAUAACACCAAAAUCAGCAUUGAGCCACACAUUAACAUUGGAAGUCGAUUUCAGGCCGAGAUACCAAACCUCCAGGAUAGAUCAUACUUAGAAAGCGAUGAGCAGGCAGCCUCCUUAGUCUGGAAACCCUGGGGAGACAUCGCAACUAACCAGGAAACACAGGACAGAGUAACAGAACUGCUAAAUAUGGCCUGCUCCAGUGUAAUGCCCGGUGGAGGAACUAACCUAGAGCUCGCCUUGCAUUGUCUGCAUGAAGCGCAAGGCAACAUUCUGGAGGCCCUGGAAAUGCUGCUCUUUGGAGGGCCCCAGAAAUCUGAAUCCCAUCCUCUUGCUAAUUACCGUUACGCAGGUUCGGAUAUUUGGACACCUGUUGAGAGGCAGUUGUUUAAAAAGGCCUUUUGUGUACACAAGAAGGAUUUUUACCUGAUACAGAAGAAGAUUCAGACUAAGAAUGUGUCCCAGUGUGUUGAAUAUUACUAUAUCUGGAAAAAAAUAAUAAAAUUUGACUACAGUCGAGUUCAAGUAAUAGAAAAAAAGGUCAAGAAAGACAAGAAUGAGUUAGAAAAGACUGAAGAAAAGACUGCUUGCAGCCCCCCCCAAAGGAAUAGUCAUCUGCCUAAAGAAGGCGUGAAGAUAAAGCAAAAGAAUUAUAAAAAGAUGCCCCACGGUACAUGGAGUCCAUCCUGCAGCCUGAAAGGAUCUCCAUACCGGUCUGGAAGUACAGACGAUCAGUGUGCAUUUCCAUGUAGAGAAUGUGAAAGGGUAUUUGACAAGAUAAAAAGUCGAAACGCUCAUAUGAAACGCCAUCGGCUGCAGGAGCAGGUGGAGCCUCUCAUGAAGAUAAAAUGGCCCUUGAAACAUUUUAAAAAUGAAGCAAAGACGGAAGAAACCCAGACGUUGACCUCCUCCAGUGGUAACUGGGAAACUACAAUUUCAGAGUAG